Molecule: messenger RNA, 507 nt
Organism: Acanthisitta chloris (rifleman)
Lineage: Eukaryota; Metazoa; Chordata; Aves; Passeriformes; Acanthisittidae
Gene: OGFOD3
Product: 2-oxoglutarate and iron-dependent oxygenase domain containing 3
Exons: 6
Cellular component (GO): membrane
Source: RefSeq, a predicted model, not a curated record
GUGACAGAGGUGCUGGCACACCGCGGAGACAGCCUGCAGGGAAAGUUCAUCGAGAUCCCCUGCUCCGAGGACUACGACAGCCACAAAAGAUUCGAAGGGUGCACUCCCAGGAAGUGUGGAAGAGGUGUGACCGAUGCUGUAAUCACAAGGGAAGAAGCUGAAAGGAUCCGUAGAAUAGCAGAGAGGGGACUGUCCUUGGGAGGAUCUGAUGGAGGGGCUGAACUCUUAAAACUUGAAUCCAUGAGCUUAUUUCACGAUGUGGGAGGAGAAUUUGUAACUGUUGUUUAAUUUUUCAGGUACUUUGGGGACAAAAUUCAAGACAUCUUCACAGAAGAGGAUUUUGCAUUAUACCGUGAUGUGAGACAGAGAAUUCAGCAAAGGAUUGCUCAGGAGUUUGGCAUCAGCUCUUCUGCCAUGUACCUGACUAAGCCAACAUUCUUCUCCAGAAUAAACAGCACAGGAGCCAAGACAGCCCACGAUGAGUACUGGCACCCACAUGUUGACAAG